GCAAAAGUGAGCUCCGAGGAUGUGACGUCACUGUUAGCUCUUUUCCAUCUUGGUUUUACAAAACACAAGAUCAUAGUUCGUUUUGACACCACCGAAAAUGGUGAAUAAGAAGCCAUCCAAGAAGAAGGUAGCGGGCAAGAAAGUUGCCGCUGCUCCUCUGGCCGUCAAGAAGGUUGAGGUUAAGAAAGUGGUCAAUCCGCUAUUUGAGAAACGCGUCAAGAACUUCGGCAUCGGUCAGAAUGUGCAGCCGAAGCGUGAUCUGUCCCGUUUCGUACGCUGGCCGAAAUACAUUCGCAUUCAGCGACAUAAGGCAGUUCUACAGAAGCGCCUGAAGAUUCCGCCACCGAUUAACCAGUUCUCGCAGGCUUUGGAUAAACAUACCGCCCAGCAGUUGUUCAAGCUGUUGGAAAAGUAUCGUCCGGAGAAUCCGAUCGCUAAAAUCCAGCGCUUGAAGGCUAAAGCAGAGGCAAAGGCUGCCGGCAAGCCUGAACCACCGGCGAAGAAGGGCAAUCAGCUGCGCCAGGGUGCUAACACCGUGGUAAAGCUAGUGGAGCAGAAGAAAGCUCAGCUAGUUGUUAUCGCUCAUGAUGUGGACCCAAUUGAGUUGGUCAUCUAUCUGCCCGCUCUGUGUCGCAAGAUGGGAAUCCCGUACUGUAUCAUCAAGAGCAAAUCUCGAUUGGGAACGCUAGUGUACCGCAAGACCUGUACCUGCAUUGCACUUACCCAGGUCGACAAUUCGGAUCGGGCGAAUCUGUCCAAAUUGGUGGAGACAAUUAAGACUAACUUUAACGAUCGCUACGAGGAAAUUCGCAAGCACUGGGGAGGUGGUCUGCUUGGUCCGAAGAGUAUGGCUCGCAUUGCCAAGCUGGAGAGGGCCAAGGCGCGUGAAUUGACGCAGAAGACGCUGUAAGCUCGAUAGCUUGAUGGGUGUGUCGAUUCAAUGUAUGCUUAGGUGCAUAAUCUUGUGUAAGGUUGAUUUCUUUCGUUCGCGAAAGAAUCAGCUGCGGUUGAGAGAGAAUAAAAUCUGGGAAAGAUAAACGUAA
Molecule: messenger RNA, 1043 nt
Organism: Topomyia yanbarensis
Lineage: Eukaryota; Metazoa; Arthropoda; Insecta; Diptera; Culicidae
Gene: RpL7A
Product: large ribosomal subunit protein eL8
Exons: 4
Coding region: 98-910 (270 amino acids)
Biological process (GO): ribosome biogenesis
Cellular component (GO): ribonucleoprotein complex
Source: RefSeq, a predicted model, not a curated record